CGGGUGUUAUCCCGCAAGGGCGCAUGAGUGCAAUGGCCGCUCAAACCAGAGCUCUCGUAGCGGCCCGGUGGCUCGCAGACGCUGUCAAAUGUAACCGAGUGGGACCAAAUCUACGGAUAUUAGACGCAUCAUGGUAUUUACCAAAAAUGAAACGCAAUCCCAGGGCUGAGUUUGAACAAGCGCACAUUCCGGGAGCCUCGUUUUUCGACAUCGACGAAUGCUGCGACAAAAGCUCGGAGUUUGAUCACAUGUUGCCUACCAAGGGCGAGUUUGCAGACUAUGUGGGUAACCUGGGCAUAGGGAACAACACUCAUGUCGUCGUUUACGAUGCCAGCGACUUCGGUUCGUUCUCCGCACCGCGGGUUUGGUGGAUGUUUAGGUUGUUUGGGCACAAUUCGGUGUCGGUUCUGGACGGUGGCUUCAAGAACUGGUUAAAAGAGGGUCAUCACGUUUCCGAGCAGUACAGCAAACCUGUGCCUGCAGAGUUUAACGCGUCCUUUAAAGAGUCUUGGGUCAAAACUUAUGAAGACGUGUUGAACAACAUAAAAACUAAGGAAUUUCAAGUAGUGGACGCCAGAGCCAAUGGAAGAUUUCGUGGGGUUGAACCAGAGCCAAGGGCAAACACAGAGCCUGGUCACAUCCCUGCAUCACUCAACAUGCCUUUUCCAAGCUUCAUGGACACUGAGUCAGGUCUAGAGCGUCCUGUGGAGGAACUCACCAAGCUCUUCCAGCAGGCUGGAGUUGACCUGCAGAAGCCCUUCUGGGUGACAUGUGGCUCAGGUGUAACAGCCUGCCACAUUGCUCUCGCUGCACACCUGUGCGGACACCCGGGGGUCAGUCUGUAUGACGGGGCCUGGUCCGAGUGGUUCACCAAAGCUGCACCUGAACACAUCAUCUCUGAGGGAAAAGGAAAACAGCCAUGAUUAAUGGUGUCUUAGACCCAUGCGACACCUUUUCAUCAAUAAACAACUGAUGACUAAUAGAA
Molecule: messenger RNA, 985 nt
Organism: Danio aesculapii
Lineage: Eukaryota; Metazoa; Chordata; Actinopteri; Cypriniformes; Danionidae
Gene: mpst
Product: mercaptopyruvate sulfurtransferase
Exons: 2
Coding region: 24-923 (299 amino acids)
Biological process (GO): transsulfuration
Cellular component (GO): mitochondrion
Molecular function (GO): thiosulfate-cyanide sulfurtransferase activity
Source: RefSeq, a predicted model, not a curated record